Molecule: messenger RNA, 3102 nt
Organism: Dromiciops gliroides (monito del monte)
Lineage: Eukaryota; Metazoa; Chordata; Mammalia; Microbiotheria; Microbiotheriidae
Gene: TTC33
Product: tetratricopeptide repeat domain 33
Exons: 5
Coding region: 122-1057 (311 amino acids)
Molecular function (GO): protein binding
Source: RefSeq, a predicted model, not a curated record
GAUGGGGGGCGAAAAGCGCCUGGUUUUGGUGAAGAGGCCUCUGGAAGAGUCGGGAGGAACCUCUGGGGUGUCGGCGGACCUCAGCCCUGUGGGUUGCCCCCCCCCCCCAGGUUAGGGGCCUAUGUGGCCCUUAGCGGUGGGGGCUCCGGCGUCCCCGUGGGCUCCCGGCCCCGCCCUCUUCGGAGAUGAGAGGAGGGGUAGUGAGCUCUCCUGUCCCCUCCCCGGGCCUGUAUUGGUGCCCCGCAGGGCGGUUUGGUGGAUUCCGGGAAUGGCUUCCUUUGGAUGGAAGAGGAAAAUUGGUGAAAAGGUCUCAAAAGUCACAUCCCAGCAGUUUGAAGCGGAAGCUGCUGAUGAGAAGGGCUUAGUGGAGAAUGAUGAAGUUAACUGGCUCCAUGCAAUUAAACGAAAGAAAGCAAUUCUCCUAGAAGACUGUGCAGAGAAGAGUAAACGGCUAAAGGAUGAAGGUGCAAUUCUGGCAGAAAAUAGAAGGUACUGGGAGGCAAUUCACAAAUGGGAUGAAGCACUUCAGUUAACUCCAGAUGAUGCUACCCUGUAUGAGAUGAAAUCACAGGUUCUGAUGUCUCUUCAUGAAAUGUUCCCUGCAGUUCAUGCAGCAGAAAUGGCUGUUCAGAGAAAUUCACAUUCAUGGGAAGCUUGGCAAACUCUGGGACGUGCUCAGCUUGGAUUAGGAGAGAUUGUCUUGGCAAUUCGAAGUUUCCAAGUGGCCUUGCACAUCUAUCCAAUGAAUCCUGAAAUAUGGAAAGAAGACCUCUCCUGGGCAAGAACAUUGCAAAAGCAGCAGAAAGCAGCGCAGAAGGUUAAAAGAACUGAAACGCCAGCUGAAGAAAUACAGUUGUCACCAACCUCGAUUCCAGACUAUGACUUUGAAAGUGAUGAGAUUGUUGCUGUUUGUGCAGCAAUUGCAGAAAAACACAAGCCAGUUUCAGCAAAUAAAACAAUGGUGAUUGUGUCAGCAUCCGGGACUGUAGAGACCAUCACUGAGAAGGAAGAUGGUGCCACAAUUCCAGAUGGUUCUGUUUUUAUCAAAGCUCGAUAAAGCAAUGCAUGUAGCUUGAAUCUGGCAUGUUGGGCAUCACUUAAAAGUUUUAGCAGCAGAGAAAACCAUCCUUAAGGAACAGGGUGAAACCAAUAUUUUUGAGAUGAGAAAUUUGAAAACUUAAUGGUAGAAUCAUUGCAUAAUGUCUGGUCAGCAUUUUGAUGACUCUUGACUUAGAAUUGCAACCUCAAGAAAUGUGAGUAAAAUGUUGAGUGAUUAACAUAUUUUGUUUAGGUUUUUUUAUGUAAAAGCACUCAUUUUAUUAAUGCAUAAUUUGAAAAGCAAAAGCUUGUUCAAAAAUACUGCAGGUCCCCUUUGUCCUUUGUGGAUUGAUAUGAAGACCUUUAUUGUGAAUUGACUAUUCCAAUUUAUAUUUAUCUUUUGAAAUUGGCAAAAGUAGCAGGCUUUUUCUCCCUCUUCAAAAUAUAUUAUUUAGGUGAAAAGAAGAUGGAACCCAAGUAGACCCUAAAAAUAUUUAAGCAUUGUAACAAAAAAGGAGAGGUAAUAGUCAGAGUAUCAUUAGGAAUAUGGAAUAUAGGAAUGUCAUUCAGAACCUUGGAGACUUCAAAAAGUAUGCAUGUCUAUACAUUAUAAUCAAUUUCUGAUACUUCUCUUAACUGAUCCAUACUUUUGGUCUGGGUUUUAAUAUUAGAAAAGAAAAAAAUUACUGAUUUGUAAUGGUUUUCUUUCCCUUCAACAUUUAUCAGAUGUGUCAAAUCCAUGAUAAAAAGCAUUAUUCUGGCACUAAGGAGUAAGUAGUCCUUGCCACAAAUUAAUCAUUUUUUAAAAAUGUGGACUUUUAAAAUUAUUAUAUUUUUUUACAGUUAGAGCACAGCAACAUACACACCCUUUUCCAGUUUAAAUUCUACAAAAAGUUAAAAUUAUCUUUAUGGUUAUUUUAAUAUGUGAUAUUUAAGAGGGUAGAUUUUUAUUUUCAGGCUGUGGAUCUCAAUAGGAGCUAUCUCAUUUGGAUAAGAACAUGGCUUAGCAUUAAAAACUAGUUAAAUUUUGUCCUUCAAAAAAUGAGGAUGAAGUUAUUAGUUCUUAAGUCACUAACUCGUCAUAUCUAUAAUUAAAAUCUAAAAGUUCAUUUUUUAUAUUGCUAACCAUUGGAAAUUACUGAAGAUAUCUUUGAAUGAAAACUAUCAAAUGCAUAGAAAAUUAAACAUCUUUGCUAAUGCAAGUUGAUUUUAUAAUCCACCAGUGUAAUAUACUGUUAAGAAGAAGUUUUAUCAUAUUCCUGAAUCUCAGAAAGAUAUUUUUUGGUCUUAAGAUUCAUUACCUUUGACAGGAAUCAGAGUAAUCUGCUUCAUUAUGUGGAUUUCCCCCCCCCCCCCCCAUCUACUUUGGAGGCAGAUAAUUGGAUGGCUUUUUGACAGGAUCUAUGGGUGCAUUACUCAGAGAUGGAGAAAUCAGCAGAUUAAUUCUGCUGUAGAAAGUAUUGUACUAUGUAUUUGAUCUAUCAGGGAGGUGGUUCCAGUUACAAUGGUAAGUUUAAGAUAGCUUCAAAAGAAAAUACUUAAUGUUUUAAAUAAUAAUUACAAAUUGGUUAAGCAUAGAUGUGAACAGUCUUGUAAUUUAACAUAUUGUUUUGUGUGAUGGAUAUAUAUGCUUUCUUGUUUAUUGUAAAAUCCAUGUAUAAAUAAAGUUGUGGGGUUUUCUGCAAUUUCCAAUUUUAAUUUUACUUAGUGUGGGAGAUUUUUGAAAACAGUACAAUAAACUAUUGUUUCCUAUGUAUGUCUCCUUUCUUAGGAGAUAACUUCAUUUGUAGAUAUUUAAUCUUAUUCUAUUUUUUUCAGUUUUGGGAAGAGUGAUGUAAAAACAGAGGAUAAUCAGUUAAAUUGUUUUAUGAUCUUUCCUUCACAUGAAAGUGAAGCCUCUGCCAGGGUAUAUGGUUAUUACUAUAAGUUAUCAGCCCAUGGAGCUGCUGUCCAACCAUUAGAAUCUUUCAAAAUUAACCCCAAACUUAAUUUGUCAUUUUUCCUUUGCAUGUAAACUAGGCUGUUCCCUCUUUAGUCAAAUAAAGCAUCGUACUAUUGCUUAUG